Messenger RNA from Triplophysa dalaica, 2335 nucleotides. Its product is annotated as tripartite motif-containing protein 16-like. The transcript is spliced from 6 exons. Lineage: Eukaryota; Metazoa; Chordata; Actinopteri; Cypriniformes; Nemacheilidae. Bases 31 to 1698 code for a protein of 555 amino acids. The record is from RefSeq and is a predicted model, not a curated record. Gene Ontology annotation, molecular function: zinc ion binding; protein binding.
UUGUCUCUCUCUGUGUGUACAUGUUGUUAAAUGGCAGAAGGCAGUUUUUCUCAGGACCAGUUCUGCUGUGCAGUGUGUUUGGAUCUAUUGAAGGAUCCAGUGACCAUUCCAUGUGGACACAGUUACUGUAUGAGCUGUAUUACAUGCUGCUGGAAUCGAGAGGAUCAGACGGGAGUCUACAGCUGCCCGCAGUGCAGACACACAUUCACUUCAAGACCUGCUUUAUGUAAGAAUGUGAUGUUUGCUGAACUAGUUGAGAACCUGAGGAAGACAACACUUAAGGCUGCCCGUCCUGUUCACUGUUACGGUGAACCUUUAGAUGUGGAGUGUGACGUCUGUACAGGAAGAAAAUCCAGAGCUGUCAAGUCCUGUCUGGAGUGUCUGAACUCAUACUGUCAAACUCACCUUGAACAACAUGAAAAUCUCUUUAAAGCCCGGAGACACAACCUGAUGAAUCUCUCCAGUCGACCCAAUGAGACGAUCUGCCUAAAACAUAGAAAAGAUCUGGAAGUCUACUGUCGCACCGACCAGCAAUGCAUUUGUUGUGUGUGUAUGAUGGAUGAACAUAAAGAUCAUGACACUAUAGCCGCUGCAGCUGAGAGGAUGCAGAAACAGAGAUGCUUAGGAGAGAUGCAAAGAAAAUUCCUGCAAAGUAUUCAAGAGAAAGAGGGUGAGCUUCAUGAGCUGAAAAAGGCCGUGGAGUCUCAUAAGCGCUCUGCACAGACAGCAGUGAAGGACAGUGAGAGGAUCUUCACAGAGCUGAUUCGUUCUAUUGAAAGACGUCGCUCUGAGGUGACACAGCUGAUCAGAGAUCAGGAAAAGGCUGCAGUGAGUCAAGCUGAAGGAUUCUUAAAUCAACUGGAUCAGGAGAUUGUUGAUCUGAAGAGGAGAAACGAUGAACUGCAACAGCUUUCACGCACAGACAAUCACAUCCAAUUCCUGCAGAGUUUCCAGUCUGUCUCUGCAGCUCUUGAACCUACAGACUCACACAACAUCACUGUCAGUCCUCUGCUCUCUUUUGAUUAUGUAAUAAAAUCUCUCUCUCAACUGAAAGAAAAACUGGAGAACUUCUGUAAAGACGAGAUAGAAAUGUUGUCGGAAAGAGAUACAAACAUCACAUGUAUUCAAAAUGAACCCAAGACCAGGAAGGACUUCUUGCAAUAUUCCACUCAGUUCACAAUGGAUUCAAGCACAGUGAAUAAACACCUCUGUUUGUCUGAUGGAAACAGAACCGCUACUUACACUCAUACAGAACAGCAGUAUCCUCGUCAUCCAGAUAGAUUUGAUUACUGGUUACAGGUGUUGUGUAAAGAGAGUGUCAGUGGACGCUCUUACUGGGAGGUUGAGUGGAGUGGAAAUGAUGGGGUGCAUAUGUCAGUGUCAUAUAAAAACAUCAGCAGGAAGGGAAAUGGUUAUGAAUGUGUGUUUGGAUGCAAUAAUCAGUCCUGGAGUUUGCUUUGCUCUCCCACUAAAUACUCAUUUGAGCACAACAGUAAAACGACUGAUCACCCUGUGUCAACCAGCAGCUCUAGAAUAGGAAUGCAUGUGGAUCACAGUGCAGGAACUCUGUCCUUCUACAGCGUCUCUGACACAAUGACACUCAUCCACAGAGUUCAGACCACAUUCACUCAACCUCUCUAUCCUGGGUUUUAUGUUGUCAAAGGAUGCAUGGUGAAACUGUGUCACCUGAUAAAAUAAAUCAUACAGAUAAUCUUUGAAUAAUAAUGAAUUCGGUGUUGCAAUAUAUUACAAUCUGAAACUACUGAUUUAAAAAAAUCAUUUUUUUUUAAUGUAAGAUUUAAUGUUUUCACUUAUUCAAAAAGACGCGUUUAAAUUAAAUAUUACAUUUUUUUUAUUUUGGUUAUUUCAUUGUAUCUCAGCUCUGUCCGGUAGCAUUACAAACAUGACGUGUGACUAAUAAUAAUGAUUUCUGUCAAAAAAUUAAAACCACCAGAUAUGGAGAUAUGAGGUUAGAAGGACAGCAGCGAUAAAUUACUAUAAAUAACCCAACGGUUGAUUCUGUCAUUUUUUACAAAACCAUCCAUGAAAACAACCCAGCAUUUUUAAGCAUUACGAUACAGUUUAAAGGACUAUAUGCUUAUAUUUAGUAACACUUAAGUUUUGGGCACAGAGAGGGUUUUGUUGUUGUUGUUUUGAGGAGUGUGCAGGAUUUUUACAGUCUGUACAGAAUAUUUUCAUGAUUGUUAUCAUUAUAGUUUUUGGAAGCUCCAAGCCACAGGAACAUCAACAUGAUGGCACAAGGAGAUAUACUCAAAGAAACCAUUGACACUUUUUGUGUGUGUUAAUUGGGUACAUUGUGUCUGAAAUAUUUUGU